Messenger RNA from Trifolium pratense (red clover), 1195 nucleotides. RefSeq names its product senescence-specific cysteine protease SAG39-like. Gene Ontology annotation, molecular function: cysteine-type endopeptidase activity. Gene Ontology annotation, cellular component: lysosome. The transcript is spliced from 2 exons. The coding region runs from base 42 to 1061 and encodes 339 amino acids. The record is from RefSeq and is a predicted model, not a curated record. NCBI's taxonomy places the organism in Eukaryota, Viridiplantae, Streptophyta, Magnoliopsida, Fabales, Fabaceae.
UCAAACACACACCUCAACAAGGCUUUCUUUGAUAGUAAGAAAUGGUUUCCACUAGCCAAAAACAAUACAUAUUUAUUCUAUUCCUCCUCUUUGCACUUUGCAUUACCAAUGUAAUGUCAAGAAAGCUGCAACAAUCCUCAUCAUCUUUACAAGAAAGACAUGAGCAAUGGAUGACAAAAUAUGACAAAGUGUAUAAAGACGAUGCUGAGAAGGAAAAACGUUUCAUGAUAUUCAAGAACAAUGUUGAAUUCAUUGAAUCAUUCAAUGCUGCUAACAACAAACCUUAUAAGCUAAGUGUUAAUCACCUAGCUGAUUUGACACUUGAAGAAUUUAAGGCUUCCCGUAAUGGUUACAAGAAGAGAUCUCUUGAGGUUACUACAACAUCAUUUAAGUAUGAAAAUGUGACUGCUAUUCCAACAACUAUAGAUUGGAGGGUAAAAGGAGCUGUCACUCCAAUCAAGGAUCAAGGUCAAUGUGGGAGCUGUUGGGCAUUUUCAACUGUGGCUGCAACUGAGGGUAUCAACCAAAUAACAACCGGGAAACUAAUCUCUCUCUCAGAACAAGAGCUGGUUGAUUGUGACACAAAAGGUGAAGACCAAGGAUGUGAAGGAGGACUAAUGGAAGAUGGAUUUGAAUUUAUUAUUAAAAAUGGUGGAAUCACAAGCGAGGUUAAGUACCCUUAUAAAGCAAUUGAUGGAAGUUGUAACUCUGCAACUAUUCCUGUAGCUAAAAUUAAGGGAUAUGAGAAAGUUCCAGUAAAUAGUGAGGAUUCACUUCUUAAAGCUGUGGCUAACCAGCCAAUAUCAGUUUCUAUUGAUGCUAGUGACUCAAGUUUCAUGUUUUACUCUAGUGGAAUUUAUACCGGAGAAUGUGGUACUGAGUUAGAUCAUGGUGUUACUGCUGUUGGUUAUGGUAAUGCUAAUGGUACUGAUUAUUGGCUUGUAAAAAAUUCAUGGGGUACAAUAUGGGGUGAGAAAGGAUACAUAAGGAUGCAAAGAGGUAUAGCUGCUAAGGAAGGCUUGUGUGGUAUUGCCAUGGAUUCCUCUUAUCCAACUGCUUAGUUUGUCCAAUUAUGUAAAUUGUGUCUCAAGCUUGUAUUUUUUCUCUUACUAUUUGAACUUAUAUGGCUACAUAUACAUGUAAACUUAUACUUUAACAAAAUUACUCAUACAGGUAUGCGAAAUCAAUGUGUUAU